GGAGAGGAGACGGGACGCGGCACGGACGCUCGCCAUGUUGUCGGUUGAAGGGCUGAUUCUGAGGGACGGCGGAGGUUCACAUAUUCUGUGGCACUGGACCAAACCAUUAUCCGAGAAAUGGGGGUGUCAUUGCAGUUAGUUGGAAAGACUUUGCCCUUAAAGUUUAUAUUACUGUCUCUUUUACAGUCAGCAAGACUUUUUUCAUGCUAUAACUGUGGAAAUAUAUUCUUAUACCGAACUGUAUCAAAUUUGGGGACUUCUGUAUAAAAUUGAACUCAUGGUCUACCCCCGGUCGGAGAUGAUAGUCUGUGAAAGCGUAAUAAAUUGUGUAAGCUGGGUGUGCAGGAACAAAUGUAUAAGUGACCUAGACUUUUCAUUCAAGGUGAGAGACAGCACCAUAUACUUAUUAGACAUACCCCGGCUCGUAGUCGGACCUAACGAGCUUUUAUAUUCCGUUUAAUUUUUCUGUAAAAAAUCUCGGCCAUGCGUAUGCCACGAAGCUAAAAUGUUAGCUAGCACGUUAGCUCACAGCUAGCUUUGUUUGUGAUUAGCUUAGCUGUCAAACUGGCAGCGGUGGUGUGCCUGCUCCUGCUUGUUGCAGUGUUUUGAUUAAUUCUAACCAGUUUACUGCUAUAACACUUAAACAUAUAGUAUUGUGCACAGCCUCUAUAUCACAUGCAAACCCUCAAAUCAUUUUUAAGUAGCUUGCCUUUUUCUAAAUAAAUGCAGCAAUAUGCGAAAUCAUUUUAGGAAGAACUAACAUGAAUGGACCCGCGGACCCCCAUGAUAGGCUUUGCAAAUAACUUAAUGCUGGAAUGUCUGACGUCACUUGGUUGCAUACCAAAGGCCAUGUGUUUUGAUUUGUUAUGUAUGUCUUACAGGAGCCCCCAUGAACAACUUGAAUGACCCACCUAGAUGGAAUAUACAACCAGACCCAAGAGGAAGGGGGGCGGGGGCCGGUGAUGGGAACCAAUGGAAUUACGCCUUGCUGGUCCCCAUGUUGGGACUGGCUGCAUUUCGUAAGUUACACAAGGUGAUGUGUUUGUGUAAGUAAGAGGUGACACAUGGAGGGGAGGUGCCUCUGCAGCUGACAACAUCUUACUGGCUUUUGUUGACACUGAAAAAUUAAUUGUAAUAAGAAAAAUGUAUGCACACAUUUUGAAUCUGAUGCAAACAACAGGUUUCAAAAAGUUGUGUAGUGUUAAAAAUUGUGAGAAAUCUCCACAUAAAAGGGGCAAAACAAAGAAAAACAGGAUGGCUGUGAUUAUAAGCAGCACUGCAUCAACAACAGUGAAAGUGACUGCAUGGGCUUAAAGUAACUUCCAAAAUACAUUAUUUUGAGCAGUUAGAUGCUACAUCUACAGAAGCUGGUGAAAGGGAUAUUCCGGCCUAAAACUAAUGUAGGGUCAAACACACCGUAACACUGAGUUAGACACCCCCUUGAAAGAUGAAUGUUGCUGACCGCUUGCCUUUUUAGUUAUACCAAAUUUAGUAACGACCACACAAUAGCAAUACACAGUGGUCUAUAGAGCCAUACACAAACCUCAAACAUAAAGCCACUCUAUAGCCACAAAUAAUGCUCAGAACAGCACCUAACUUCAUCAACAGUACAUAUAGGUUCCCAGCCAUAGUACUAGUCACCAAACAUCUUUUUAACUUUGCCUAAUUUCUUUCGCAAAGAGACUAAACACAAUUUACCCACUCUCCUCCAGCAGCCACUUGUUUGUAGCGAGACCUCGGGCCAGUCCAUUACAGACUACAGCGGGGUGAUGCAGCUCAAGGAAGAACAUUUAUGAACAUUUCCUCAUGGAAAUGCAAUCAGACCGAGACGCUAAGACUGAAGAACUACAGCGUCAGCAGUGCAAAAUGAUAAAUAUGGUGAUUAUUACUUCAAGGAGAUGAUAAAGUAAUGAUCAUAAAUGUUCUUCACUGAGAUGCGUCACCCUGCAGCAGUCCAUAAUGGACUGGCCGGAGGUCUCCCUACAAACAAGCGGCUGCUGGAAGGGAGAAGGUGAGUUGUGUUGGGUCUCUUUGCUAAAGAUACCAGGCAAAGCUAAAACUAUGUUUGUGGCUAGUGCUAUGGCUGAGACCCUAUAUUUGUGGCUAUAGAGUGGCUUUUUGGUUGAGGUUUGUUUAUGGCUCCUCAGACCACUGUGUAUUGCUAUCCUGCGGUUUUUACGAAAGUUGGUCUAAUGAGAGAAGCAAGCGGUCGGCAACAUUCAUCUCUCGACAGGGUGUCUAACUCAGUGUUACAGUGUGUUUGACCCUGAAUUAUUUUUACGUCGGAAUAUCCCUUUAAAAGUACCACACAUAGAGGAAGUCAUAGAGGAGCAGGAUUGGGGAGUGCUGUGAUUUCUCUUGGCCCAAGGCCUUUUAUGAUGGACUGAAGCAAUAUGAUAAUCUGUAUAAGGAUUCAAAUUUUGACAUUCGUUUUGGAAAUCACAGAAAACACACUUCUUGUUCAAAUGAUGUCAAAGUUUUUUAAGUUUUCAAAUCUUCUUUACUCUGGAUCACAUCUCCUUCUCUGACACUAGGUUGGAUCUGGACCAAGGAGUCUCAGAGGGAGAUCCAAAAGGUGAAAGCCCAGUAUGACAAAGAUGUGUCUAUAAUUAAAAAUGAGAUGGAGGCAAAGUACAAAGAGACGCUGACGGAGAGGCGAAGGGCGGCAGCUUUACUUGAGCUUGAGCUGGAGAAGGAGAGACAUAGAGUCACAGGCUACAAGCAAGCCCUGGUCUCACAGAGCCAGAACCUGAUGGAAGAGCGCAAAAAGUUACAGCAGGUAAAAUAUUCUUGCUCCCGCUGUUAUUAUGCAUUUCUUGAUCAGUUGUGCCCCUCUUGACUGGAAAAAAAUGCCUCUCCCUUAUUAGGAGCGUGAGAAAUUAGAGGAAGAAAAGCAAAAGCUGGUUAAGUCUGGAGCUGCAGGGGCUGUGCUUCACCAAGCCCUGGAGCGAGAGAACAACUGGUACCAUCGUGCCACAGCCACUCUGAAGGAGCUGGAGGGUCUGCUCAUGGAGCGACAGAAUGCCUACUGCUCCCUGAUCCAACCCAAAGAUCAACGUCUGGAGAUGGAGAAGAACAUGCUGCUAAAGGUCGUUAAAGAACCCAUCAGUGCAGAACUGGACCUAGAGUCAGAUCUGAAAGACAUUUUUAAGCGAGAUAAGUACUGCGCAGACCUGUUGAACAUGGACAAGAAGAAGAAUGGAAGCCUUAUGUGGGUUUACCUCAAGUAUUGGCAGCUACAGGUCACCGUCCAGAAACACAAGCGAGCUGAAGAAGCCAUACUAGGAGGAAAAAUACAGUCUCAGACAAAGUGACGAAAGACUAACGCAAUCUGUAGGUUUUUUUUAUUUUUUUUUAUUUGACCUUGAAGAAUGUUUUAAGAAUGUGGGUCAGGGAUGGAAAUAUGUUUUUCACUUUAACUGAUAUGGUUACUAUGGAAUCACACAAAAGAUCAUUAGCAAGUCCAACACCUGGACUCUCCUCAGCUGCACUUUUCUUAAGAAGGGAUAUUUUGAGAAAGCUGAAAUUCAGUGUAGUCAGAGCCUUGCAGCCCUUGUUUGCCAAACACACACGCUUAAAAACAACUUUGUGAAAACCCUAAACAAUAAUAAUAUAUCAGGGUUGUUUAGUUAAUAUCCAUACAUGGAGGGUUCUCUAUUUUUUCCCCUGGUAAGUACAUUUGUGUAAUAUUUGUGUUCAUUUAACUGACACUCAAAGUGCAUGGAUUAAUGACUUGCUUAAUUUAUUGUAGAUUUGCACCUUGGGCAUAAAAUUGAGGGCUGCAAUGAUAUUUUCUUUGAGAUGUUAUAAAACACACAUUCAGAAAAAAAAAUCUCAUCAUAGUUAAAGCAACAACCAGGAAUUGUAAGAGCAUAGUCAAGAGUCAAUUUUUUCCAACAAUAUUUUGAUGGAAAAGUCGCUUAUGUCUGUCUGUGAGGUGUUGGGGCACUGUGUAUCAAUGUAAGAAUGAUUUUUUUUUUAAUCAUGGUAUCUGACGGGCAUCACUAAUCUCUUACCAGCACUUUCUGUCCAUGACUUACCUCCUUCUACUCCAUCUCUCUGUACUCUCUAAUGUGUGUUGAAUUUAAGGGAUUCUUUUCCUAUCACUGGCCUUUCAUGUCAUGUCUGUGUUCAACUAUCAGGGAAAGAGACUCUGCAGGUGCAUGUGAAUAUAAAUACAAUCACUGUAUGAAAAUAAAAUGCAAACACAAAAUAGACAUUACCCUUUGUACUUCCAUAUUCACCUCUGCAGUUAAAGAAGCAGCUUCACACCUCGGGGUAACAAGCUGUUGUGUUUGUUUCGACUAUCGCUGGAUCAGUAAAUGCUGGAGGAUUCAUCACAAUAAACUAUGGUUUGAAGGAUGUUAGUAUGUCUGAU
Xyrichtys novacula (pearly razorfish) is the source of this 4378-nucleotide messenger RNA. Lineage: Eukaryota; Metazoa; Chordata; Actinopteri; Labriformes; Labridae. The record is from the annotation of a GenBank genome assembly.